AUGGAUGUUCAAGUUUCUAACUUUGCACUACCCCAAUGUAGGCUCCGAACAGGAAUGCAAGGUGCCUUUGGAAAGUCCCAGGGCACUGUGGCCAGGGUUCGCAUUGCCCAGGUUAUCAUGUCCAUCUGCACCAAGCUGCAGAACAAGGAGCACAUGAUUGAGGCCCUGCGCAGGGCCAAGUUCAAGUUUCCUGGCCACCAGAAGAUCCACAUCUCAAAGAAGUGGGGCUUCAUCAAGUUCAAUGCCGAUGCAUUUGAAGACAUGGUGGCUGAGAAGCAGCUCAUCCCAGAUGGCUGUGGGGUCAAGUACAUCCCCAGUUGUGGCCCUCUGAACAAGUGGCAGGCCCUGCACUCAUGAAGGCUUCCACUGUGCUGCCCCCUCUUAAUAUUCACCAAUACGUUCUAC
This is a messenger RNA of Macaca mulatta (Rhesus monkey), 405 nucleotides long. NCBI's taxonomy places the organism in Eukaryota, Metazoa, Chordata, Mammalia, Primates, Cercopithecidae. The record is from RefSeq and is a predicted model, not a curated record.